This is a messenger RNA of Cornus florida, 3775 nucleotides long. Its product is annotated as receptor-like protein 7. The coding region runs from base 90 to 3176 and encodes 1028 amino acids. The record is from RefSeq and is a predicted model, not a curated record. NCBI's taxonomy places the organism in Eukaryota, Viridiplantae, Streptophyta, Magnoliopsida, Cornales, Cornaceae. Gene Ontology annotation, molecular function: protein binding. The transcript has 2 exons.
CUACAAUAGUGUCUAUAAAAAGCUCAUUGCUCCCAUUUUCAUGAUCAUCCAAACUACUACUCAUUAAGCAUCAAUUUGGUUUAGAUAUUAUGGGCUCAUCUUUGCAUAUCUUCAUGCACUUGUUCUUUUUACUCUCCUUUCGUCAUGUUUUUGCAGCAACCAACUCUUCUUCUGCUACACAGCCACUAUGCCACAGUGAUGAGAGCUUUGCGUUGUUACAGUUCAAGCAUAGCCUUGUCAUAAACAAGUUUGCUUCUAAUUAUCCUUCUGCUUAUCAGAAGGUUAAAUCAUGGACGAUCGGAGGAGAAAGUGGUGAUUGCUGCAGCUCAUGGGAUGGUGUCGAGUGUGACAAGGAAACUGGUCAUGUGAUUGGCCUUGACCUCAGUAGCAGUUUUCUCUUUGGUUCUAUCAACUCCAAUAGCACCCUCUUUAACCUUGUUCACCUCCAGAGGCUUAACCUUGCCGACAACCACUUCAAUUAUUCUCAAGUUCCAUCUGCAAUUGGCCACCUUCUGAGGCUAACAAGUCUCAAUCUUUCUCAAGCUUUUUUUUAUGGUCAAAUCCCUUCAGAAAUCUCACAGUUGUCCAAGUUGACCUCUCUCUGUUUGAGUUACAAUCGCUACUUUCCCGACCCAAACCAUUAUCAGAAACUCUUGCAAAUUGAAAAACCGAUCCUGAUAAACCUAGUUCAGAAUUUAACCAAACUUGAAGUACUUGAUCUCAAUUAUGUGACCAUGCCUUAUGUGUUACCUGAUAAAUUGGCAAAUAUGUCUACCCUGAAAGCUCUUGGUCUUAGAGAUUGUGAGUUACAAGGUGAAUUCCCAAGAGGCAUUUUCCUGCUACCGAACCUGCGUGUUCUUCAAGCGCACUAUAAUCAACAGCUCAGCGGGCAUAUUCCUGAAUUCGACACGAGGAGUCCACUUAAGACACUGAUACUCGAUCUCUCAAGUUUCUCCGGAGAGCUGCCGAAUUCAAUCGGCAACCUCGAUUCCUUGAAUGUUUUGUCUAUUUCAGGAUGCAACUUCUCAGGGUCAAUACCAUCUUCGUUUGGUAAUCUUACACAGCUUCUUUAUGUAAACCUUUUUAACAACAGUUUCAUGAACCAGGUUCCCUCUUCCUUCGGUAAUCUUACGCAGCUCGCCUAUCUUGACCUCUCUAACAACCAUUUUACUGGCCAAAUACCUUCUUCAUUCACAAACCUAGGACAAAUCACCAAGUUAUCAUUUUUUAACAAUAAUUUCAGUGGUGACAACCUAUCAUUGCUUGGCAAGCUAACCAAACUCCAGAGUUUGAAUCUUGGAGGGAACAACUUAAAUUGUGAGAUCCCAUCUUCUUUUGCAAACCUGACCCAACUUCAUAUCCUGGGUUUCUCUUCUAAUCAAUUACCUGGUCGAAUUCCAUCUUGGCUCACGAACAUGACCCAAUUAACAGCGCUAGGCCUUUCAGAGAAUUUGUUGCAGGGUCCAAUUCCUGAGUCAAUAUCUCAACUUGUGAAUAUGGAAGUGCUGGAUCUUGCCUCAAACAACCUGAGUGGAACAAUGAAGGUGUUUCUUACGCUGACGAAACUUUAUUGGCUUCAGCUAUCGCACAACCGACUAACAUUGGACAGCAGUACUAGCUUCGUCAAUGCUACUACACUUCCAAAGUUCAAACACUUGGAAUUGGCCUCAUGCGGCUUAACUGAGUUCCCGGAGUUCUUAAGAGACCAACAUGAGUUGCGGUGGCUAUCCCUCUCGAACAACAAAAUUGAAGGGCUUGUGCCUAAAUGGAUAUGGAACAUGAGCAAAGAAACUCUCUUCGCCAUGGGCCUUUCUCAUAACUUUUUAACUGGCUUUGACCAACCUCCACUACUGCUUCCAUGGAGCAGUCUACGCUUGCUAGAUCUUGCUUCUAACAAGCUGCAAGGAUCACUCCCAAUCCCACCGUUGUCCACCUAUGCGUAUAGUGUCUCAAACAACCAACUGACAGGAGAGAUUCCGCCGUGGUUGUGCAAUGUGAGUUCUCUUUAUGCCCUUGAUUUGUCUUACAACCACCUAAGUGGCAGUAUUCCUCAAUGCGUGGGUAGCUUUUCUGAUUCUCUGUCAUUAUUGAAUCUUCAAAGCAACAACUUAUCUGGCCCAAUUCCUCAAAUAUACAAGAAUGGAAGCAAAUUAAUGAUGAUCGAUCUGAGCCGAAACCAAUUACUGGGUCCGGUUCCAAGAUCAAUGGUCAAUUGCUCACUUCUAGAGAUUCUUAACCUUGGGGACAAUCAGAUCAAUGAUACUUUUCCCUUUUGGCUAGGAAAUCUUUCUGAGUUGAAGGUUCUCAUUCUUCGAUUCAAUAGAUUUCAUGGUGCAAUACAGAACCCUGAAUCCAGUUUUGCUUUCCCCAAGUUAAAGGUAAUUGAUCUUAAUCACAAUAGGUUUACUGGUAAGUUGCCUUCAGAUUACUUCCAAACCUGGAGAGCCAUGAGAUAUGUUGAUAUCAAUCAGUCAACAUACAUGGGAACAAGCACCGUGUUGAUGGUACCGGAUUAUACUUGGAAUGAUGAUUACUAUUACUCCAUGACACUAAUGAACAAAGGUGUGCAAUUAGUGUAUGAGCAUAUCCUAGGUAUAUUUACCGCCAUUGAUCUCUCAAGUAACAAAUUGGAAGGAGACAUUUCAGAAUCUAUUGGGAUUCUCAGGGGGCUUCGCACGGUCAAUUUUUCCAACAACAAUCUUAUUGGUCACAUCCCAUCUUCCUUUGUGAAUUUAACAGUGCUUGAGUCACUGGAUCUUUCUCAAAAUAAUCUCUCUGGAGAGAUACCUCAGCAACUAACUCAACUCACUUUUCUUGAAUUCUUCAAUGUCUCUCAUAACCAUCUCACUGGGCAUAUACCAAGAGGGAAUCAAUUUGAUACCUUCGAAAAGAGUUCAUUCGAUGAAAAUGAAGGGUUGUGUGGAGACCCUUUGUCGAAGAAAUGUGGCAAUUCAGAGGCAACACCACCACCUCCAAACAUUGAAGAAGAUGAAGAUUCAAAGUUCCCAAGCAAAUUUGAUUGGCUUAUUAUAUGCAUGGGAUACGGAAGUGGAUUAAUAGUUGGGUUUGUUAUUGGGCAGACUGUGACCACAAGGAAACAUGAAUGGUUUGUGACAACUUUUGGAAGGAGGCAACAAAAACAGAGUAGGCAGAAAAGGAAGGGUCGAAGAAACUGAAAUGCCUCUCCGUAAGGAGAGCAUUACAUAUUGAAGUUACUGAGCAGGAGAGGCCCAACGAUCAGAUCAGUCCUUGGCUACUCCAUUUGUUUCUUUUUGUCUCUAGCUUUAUGUAAUUUUCAUUUUUUAUCUUUUAUCUUUGUUGUACUUUAAUUCCUUAUACAGCUUUAUUUAAUGAAAGAUAAAAAUUAAUUAUGAAAAGUAGAUAGUUUCACUAAUACCCAUAGUUGUAAAAUAGUUAGUGUUAGUGUAAUGAUAAUGACAGAGGGAAAGGAAAAAUAGAAAUAAAGGAAAAACCCGUGGAAGGAGGUGAAGAGAGAAUGAGAGGGAAAACUAAAAAAAAAAGGUGCAAGGAUAAUUAAUCUUUUGCACUCAUUAUUAAUUUUUUUUUUAUUAGUUAGGGGAUAAUAAUAGAAGAAAAUAAAAAUUUUAAGAGAUAAUAAACUCACAAGAGCAAAGAAAUAAUAAUUUUUUAGAACUAUCUAUUUGUCUGAGGCCUUAGGCACUGCCUAAAUUUCCUAUGGCUUUGUUUGGUUGGAUGGAAAUAGUAAGAAAAUAAAAUAAAAAAUGAAAAAAAAGUGAAGUGAAUAAAAAGAAAA